Rhagoletis zephyria (snowberry fruit fly) is the source of this 1194-nucleotide messenger RNA. The record is from RefSeq and is a predicted model, not a curated record. Lineage: Eukaryota; Metazoa; Arthropoda; Insecta; Diptera; Tephritidae.
AAAAAGCCGACCAUAGAGUGCAUCUCGCGGGCCAGCUACCUGAAGAACAGCGUUCUAGGCUACAAGCUGGAGCUGACGCCGGGCAACCACUCGGUGCAGAAAAAGCCGACCAUAGAGUGCAUCUCGCGGGCCAGCUACCUGAAGAACAGCGUUCUAGGCUACAAGCUGGAGCUGACGCCGGGCAACCACUCGGUGCAGGUGCGCGCCCGGUCGCUCUUUGGGCCCGGCGCCUGGACCGAGGAGCUGUACAUUUUUGUGGAGGAGCCCAGCACCAGCUACAACCUCCUCCUCAUCUUUAUCGUUGUCAUUCUCGCGCUCAUCACUGUGAUCGCCUUUGUGGGCCUCUUCGCCUACAAGAGCUACCUGAAGCGCAUGAAGAUCGACUACAUCAGCGUCAAUCCGGACUACAUGAGCAGCAAUUUUGUGUACACUCCUGAUCCAAAGUGGGAGGUGCCCCGGGAGAACGUCAACCUGAUUCGUGAGCUAGGCCAGGGCAGUUUCGGCAUGGUCUACGAGGGCACGAUGAUCAACGAGCAGAAGGAGAUGAUCCGCUGCGCCGUGAAGACGGUCAAUGACAACUCGAGCAAUCGGCUUCGAUUUGACUUUCUCAAGGAGGCUGAUGUGAUGAAAUCAUUCACUGACAGCUUUCACGUGGUGAAGCUGCUGGGCAUCGUCUCCAAGGAUGCACCGGUGUACGUCCUCAUGGAGAUUAUGCCGCGAGGUGAUUUGCGAAAGUAUUUACGGGAGAAUCGACCCGACAAUGAGGAGAAUCUCGACUCAAAACCGCCCACUCUGGAGCAGCUGUUUAAGAUUGCCGUUGAGGUUGCCGACGGCAUGUCGUACCUGGCCUCGAAGAAGUUUGUCCACCGCGAUCUGGCCGCUCGCAACUGCAUGGUGGCCGACGAUCUGACGGUGAAGAUUGGCGACUUUGGCAUGACAAGAGACAUCUACGAGACUGAUUACUACCGCAAGGGCGGAAAGGGCCUGCUGCCGGUGCGGUGGAUGAGCCCUGAGUCGCUGAAGGACGGCAUCUUCACCACCUACUCUGACGUCUGGUCGUACGGCGUCGUCCUCUGGGAGAUGGCCACCCUUGCCUCGCAGCCCUAUCAGGGACUUUCCAAUGAGGAGGUGCUCAAGUUUGUCGUCGACGGCGGUCGCAUGACCCGCCCGGAGAGCUGUCCGGACAUUCUGUAG